AUGAAGCGCCACAGCACUCUUGCACUUCUUGUGCAAAGCUUGUUCACUCUCGUCAGAGCACAGAGUAUAUCGCACUCUACACAAGAUGGACGACCAAUCUGCACCGUCACUCCACGCUCAAGCAACACCACCGACGAUGUUCCUACCAUCCUCAAAGCCUUCGACACCUGCGGCCACGGCGGCACCAUUAUCUUCCCAGCAGGCAACACCUACCACAUCAACUCCAAGCUUAACCCCGUGGUCAACGAUGUGGAGAUAGACUGGCACGGCGAAUGGCUUUUCUCCCAAGACCUCGACUAUUGGCGCAACAACAAUUACCACAUUGAAUUCCAGAACCAUGCUGCUGGAUUCGUUCUUACUGGUGAGCACAUCCGUAUCAACGGCCACAGGACCGGUGGCAUCAAUGGUAACGGUCAACUCUGGUACUUCGAUGAACGCGGCAAUGAUACAGUGGGCGCAACCCGUCCAGGCCGUCCCAUCCCCUUCCAACUCUGGAAUGUCAGCGACGUUUCCGUGAAGAACUUCCACAUCAUCCAACCUCAACUCUGGGCUAUCAACAUCAUGAACGCCACCAACCUGCACUUCUCCAACAUCCACGUCAACGCUACCUCCCCCGAAACUCCGUUAGGCUACAACUGGGUCCAAAACACCGACGGUUUCAACACGAUGGAUACCCGUAACGUUCUCCUCACAAACUUCACCUACCAGGGCGGAGACGAUUGCAUUGCCAUCAAACCCCGCUCCUUCGACAUCACCAUCAAGAACGUCACCUGCCACAGCGGCAACGGCAUCGCAGUCGGCAGCCUAGGCCAAUACCUCGACGACGCUUCCGUCGCAAACGUCUGGAUCGACAACGCCACCCUCAUCAAAGGCGGCGCCCAAGACAACAUCGGUAACGCUGUCUACAUCAAAACCUGGGUCGGCGAGCUCGUCUCCGGCGGCGACCGCGACUACGAGUCCGACUACCAGCCCCGCGGCGGCGGAUGGGGGAGCGUUACGAACAUGCUGUUCUCCAACUUCAAGGUCUUGGGUGCCAAGGCUGGGGGCGUGAUUACGCAGAACAGUGGUGACAAUGGGACUGCGGCGGGGACGAGUAAUAUGCUGGUGAGGAAUGUGCAGUUUGUGAAUUUUACGGGGUAUCUUGAUGGGAGGGAGACGAUGGCGAGUUGGUGGCGGGACGAGUACGGGGGUGGCGAGCUGUAA
Fulvia fulva is the source of this 1203-nucleotide messenger RNA. RefSeq names its product Putative galacturan 1,4-alpha-galacturonidase C. The transcript has 2 exons. The coding region runs from base 1 to 1203 and encodes 400 amino acids. The record is from RefSeq and is a predicted model, not a curated record. Gene Ontology annotation, biological process: carbohydrate metabolic process. Gene Ontology annotation, molecular function: polygalacturonase activity. NCBI's taxonomy places the organism in Eukaryota, Fungi, Ascomycota, Dothideomycetes, Mycosphaerellales, Mycosphaerellaceae.